Messenger RNA from Megalops cyprinoides (Indo-Pacific tarpon), 2816 nucleotides. RefSeq names its product nebulette (gene nebl). The transcript is spliced from 8 exons. Bases 29 to 946 code for a protein of 305 amino acids. Gene Ontology annotation, cellular component: focal adhesion. NCBI's taxonomy places the organism in Eukaryota, Metazoa, Chordata, Actinopteri, Elopiformes, Megalopidae. The record is from RefSeq and is a predicted model, not a curated record. Gene Ontology annotation, molecular function: actin filament binding.
UUAGAUCCAAACAUCAAGCUAAUUCAAAAUGAACCCUCCAUGUGCUCGUUGUGGGAAAAUUGUCUACCCGACCGAGAAAGUGAACUGUCUGGAUAAGAACUGGCAUAAAGGAUGCUUCCACUGUGAGGUGUGCAAAAUGACUCUCAACAUGAAGAACUACAAAGGCUAUGAGAAGAAACCCUAUUGCAAUGCGCACUACCCAAAGCAGUCCUUCACCAUCGUGGCCGACACACCGGAGAACCUGCGUCUGAAGCAGCAGAGUGAGCUACAGAGUCAGGUCAAAUACAAGAAGGACUUUGAGGAGAGCAAAGGCAGGGGUUUCAGCAUUGUGUCAGACACGCCAGAGCUCCAGAGACUGAGGAAGACCCAGGAGCAGAUCAGCAACGCAAAGUACCACGAGGACUUUGAACGGACAAAGGGCAGAGGAUUCACCCCCGUGAUGGAUGAUCCCAACCUGGAGAGAGCACGCCGGAACAACCAGAUGAUCAGCGAUGCGGCGUAUAAGGGUGUGCACCCACAAGUGGUAGAGAUGGACCGCAGACCUGGCAUCAUUGUUGAUCUGAAGGUGUGGCGCACUGAUCCAGGCUCCAUCUUUGACUUUGACCCAGUGGAGGAUAACAUUCAGUCUAAAAGUCUACAGAAAAUGUCGGCCCCUGUUCUCCCUGGAGCGUACCACCAGAGCGGACACCAGCAGGGGUACGGCUAUAUGCACCAGACUAGCAUGUCCUCCAUGCGGUCUGUGCAGUCCCCCCCUCGCUCCUCCCCAAUGAGAGUGUACCGGGCGCUCUACGACUAUGCAGCACAGGACCACGAUGAGGUGUCCUUCCGUGACGGUGAUGUCAUCAUCAACGCCCAGCCCAUUGACGAGGGCUGGAUGUUUGGCACAGUGCAGAGGACGGGCAAAUCCGGCAUGCUCCCAGCCAACUACGUGGAGUGUUUCAACUAGGGCACCAUGCCUGGAGCUCACCCCAAGGGAACCCCAGCCCUUGUCCUGGAGGGCAAACAGACGGACAGUAGCAUCCCAUUUGGUUUUACCCUGCUCAUACAAAGAUUUAGGGGUGACACGCCUUGUUCUUUAGAGCCACAAAUGAACAGUGGACUAUGUCAUCGAAUUGCCUGUUGCUUAGAAAGCAUUGAGUCAUUGAGAUUAACUAAUCCAGUAAUUCCAUCAAUUAUGCAGAUCAAGGAUUCUUAGGAUAUUAAAGACAUAAGACAUUUGUGGCUCCUUAAAAAGGAGGUUAGUGACCCAUUGUUAUAGUUUGAUUAUUCACCUUAGUGGUCAGGAUGAGAACUUACAGAAGCUACAGCCCUCCAGGAGCAGGGCAGGGAGACCUGCCCCAGUUGAUUUCCUUCCUUUUUAUUUUUAUGACCUUUUUCAUUAAGGCAUCAGCACUAACCUUUUUUUCUACAAAAAAGGCUAGAGGUGUGUGGGGAGAGAGGGACUUCUCAGUACUAUCUUGCGGAAAUAACAUAUAGUACUGUAGCUGUUAUCUUCAUUAUCUCUUUAACACACUGCUUCAUGUUAUUUGUCACUAUUGAUAGGACACAAAGGUUUUGUAAACCAGCUCCACAGAAGUACUUAUGUUGGGUGUGCUAGUCAAUGUCACCCCCCUCCUAUGGGUUUAUGUGAAAUUUAUAUUAGACCUGAUUUGCCAACAUUUAUAGUAGAAUACACUCACAUGUAUAUCUUGUCUUUCAAUUCAGAUCUCCAGAGAGACUUUAAAUCAGCCCCAGGACUCAAACUCAGAGCCCUUGAUCAACAUUCAGCUACAGAUUUAACACCCCAAUUUUUUCAAGUAGUGGGCUCUCAUGGGUUUUUUUAUUUUGCUAACUUGACAUUUUACUUUUUGAUUGAACUUGGAAAUAUUCAGGUUAGAUCCCAGCUGUGUCAUCAGCUGAAGAUGAAACCCACAGUGGCGUAAUAAAUUGUCUUUGUUACGCCAGGUUUAAGGGUGGGCAUGUCGGCAGAGGUUGCUCAUCACACCCUCUCAGGCACCCUAUGAUUCAUCAGUUCCCUGUGAGUUGCUCAGAUGAUGUCAGUGACUCUGCAUCCCUCCUCCAGUUGGCAUUUUUCUCCAUGUAGUGCACUAGGGAACUUGAAGUGUAAGAAACAGUCACAUUGGAGUGUUAGUUUAUCAGAGGAUUUCAUUCACUAUGCCACACACUCUGGCAUGAGUACAGCAGUUGCUGUGGUGAGAGAUGUCAGUGAUCAACUGCAAAUUCCAACACAUAAGGUUGGAAAUAUACAUUGAACAUGUGUAAGAUUGCACAACCACCUCUGAAAGAGCUGUGUUUAUACCUGCUGCGUAUGUACCUACAAGUACAUAAAAAUGUAUCAUCAUGGUGAAAUACAUUUGUCUGGACACACUGUAUUUUACCGUGCACUUCACUUGGAGUGAUCUGAAAGUCAUUUAUCUCAUUACUAUUGUAGGAUAUAUGAUUUCUUUGAUUUCACAGUACAUAGGUUAGUAUUCCCCAUUCAGACUUGUACUUACAGCGCUGAAUUAAGUUAAAAAUGGAUAAUUUAACAAAAGAUGAAUAUUUAUUUGUCUUGAGAACUUUGAGAGAAACUGAAAGAAGCAGAGGCGAUGUGUUCUUCAUAUAACUUACAAACCUUAUGUGUCUUGGCAUUUUUGCUCUUUCUAGUCUAGAUUAAAGGAACCUAUAAACAAGUAUAUUUUUCAGUGUUGAAGCAUCAUCACUCAUAACCAUUUUUUGUUGAAGUAGAUGAUGCUGUAGAUAGAACUCAACAGUUGUCACCUAUUGUUUGGCAAGCAGUUUUUGUUAUUAAUUGCAGUGUGUCACAUGAGGAAAUA